AUGGCUGGCAGUACGCGAGCAAUUCGCUCUAAGAUGGCUUCCAUCAUGCAGCUGUCCUCGGUGUCGCGCCGGUCGAUCUCGACAUCCCUUCGCGCACCGCUCCAAGCCACCAAGCCUACCUCUAUCUCGCGCAUCGCUCGCCGUGGCUACGCUGAUGCCGCUCCCACCCCUUCGCCCGCCCCGCAGCCCAAGAAGCGCUUCAGAGUCCUCCGCUGGGCCUGGCGUUUGACCUGGCUAUCUGCUAUUGGUCUGACCGGUGCUGUCGCAUACAGCAUCCUUGAACUCCGUCAACCUCCCGAGCAGUUCACGCCUGACCCAGAAAAGAAGACUCUGGUGAUCCUCGGAACUGGCUGGGGAUCCGUUUCCCUCUUGAAGAAAAUUGAUACCGAGAACUACAACGUUGUCGUCGUUUCCCCCCCGUAA
Molecule: messenger RNA, 423 nt
Organism: Penicillium canescens
Lineage: Eukaryota; Fungi; Ascomycota; Eurotiomycetes; Eurotiales; Aspergillaceae
Exons: 2
Coding region: 1-423 (140 amino acids)
Source: RefSeq, a predicted model, not a curated record